AUGCCCACUGAAAGCAGCUUUCAUGGGUGGGACACGAACCAAUGCGUGAAUGGAGAAAAUGUGCUUUUUCUGGUGACCAAUUUCAUCGCUACAGCAAAGCAAGCCCAGGGCACCUGUCCCGAGAGCCCCUCUGUUCUCGAUGCGGUGUGCACAGAAGAUGCAGACUGUCCCGUGGGAAACCCAGUGGUUCGUGGCAACGGGAUAAAAACUGGGAAAUGUGUGAUGUUCAACACCACCCAUUCUACCUGUGAGAUCUAUGGUUGGUGUCCUGUGGAGAACAACACCCUGCCCAGGAAACCUCUUCUGGCUGAGGCGGCGAAUUUCACUCUUUUUAUAAAAAAUACUAUCCACUUCACCAAAUUUAACUUCUCCAAGUGCAAUACUUUGCAAACCAAUGACCCCACCUAUUUCAAGAACUGCACGUACGAUCCGUUCUUCAACCCCUCCUGCCCCGUCUUCCGUGUCCGUGACAUGGUGGAGGCAGCUGGAGAGACCUUUGGAGACCUCGCCCUGCUGGGGGGGAGCAUCGGAGUUCGCAUCGAGUGGGACUGCGACCUGGAUCACCCCGCUGCCCAGUGCCAGCCGCAGUACUCCUUCAGCCUGCAGGACAGGAGGUACAAUUUCAGAACUGCCUCCUACUACUGGGACUCCCAGCGGCGGCUCUGCCGGAACCUGCUGAAGCUCUACGGCAUCCGCUUCGACAUCUCUGUGCACGGCCAGGCUGGGAAGUUCAGCAUAAUUCCUGCUGCUGUGAGCUUUGGCACUGGCAUCGCGUUCUUUGGUGCCGCCACGGUGGUCUGUGAUCUGGUUCUGCUCUACCUGGAUGCGAAGGCUGACUUCUAUUGGAAGGAGAAGUUUGAGGAGGCAAAACCCCCUAAAGGUAAGACCGAGGCUGCAGCUUAGGGACAUCGGGAAUGCUCUGCCGCAAGCACCCUUCACUCCGGAGCAACCUCCAGGUAGAUGCGAUGGGGGCACGGCUGCGGCCCAAGUGGAGGUGGCCCAGUUCUCCUGGCCUGAGUGUGCCCUGCUGGGGUUAGGGUCUCCCUUUCCUGGAGAAACAUUUGCAUUGGCAGUUCUUGGCUCCUGGAGCACAAAGCCAUCCCACGUGCAGCUCCCAGCACUGACCGGCUGGUGACUGAGCAGAGCCAUGCUGCGGAGCUGCUGCGGGAACUGGAGCUUGCUGGGAAGCGGCUGGCCCAUGCUCAGCACAAGAGGCUUAAAGCACUUUGCGCUUCUUCACGUUCCACAUGGCCGUGGGCCUUGAUUUCCCGUGAAAAACGGGGAUGCAACAAAAUAAAGCUGUUCA
Molecule: messenger RNA, 1306 nt
Organism: Aptenodytes forsteri (emperor penguin)
Lineage: Eukaryota; Metazoa; Chordata; Aves; Sphenisciformes; Spheniscidae
Gene: P2RX6
Product: purinergic receptor P2X 6
Exons: 11
Coding region: 1-903 (300 amino acids)
Biological process (GO): response to ATP; monoatomic cation transmembrane transport
Cellular component (GO): nuclear inner membrane; plasma membrane
Molecular function (GO): extracellularly ATP-gated monoatomic cation channel activity; purinergic nucleotide receptor activity; ATP binding
Source: RefSeq, a predicted model, not a curated record